CAAUAUAAAUUUUAAGAACUACGAAAUGAAGUAUAUUUUUGUGGUGUUAAUUAUUUUGAUUAUAGGAAUUAGCUAUAUAAACGCCCAAAGUGGAACUUCUACUGCUCCUGCUACUGCUUCUACUGGAACAACUGGAACAGCAGCAACAGGCGGCACUAGACGACGAGUUUAUGUUACAAACUUACAAUACACAGCAGUUCGUCGCUUAAGGCGAAAUGGCGGAAGUUCGUCGUCAACGAACACUGGCACAACAAGUUCACGUAGACGUAGACGUAGGCGUAGAAAUCAGCCUGCUAAAGUAGUGAUUGGCUAAAACUUUUAUUUUGAAACUGCUAAGAAUAAGAUUCAAUUUAAUACAAGUUAAAUAAUAAAAUUUUUACUGAUUACUGUUAUAUAAUACAAGAACUAUACGCUCGACUAUUAAAAUGUCCUUUGUGAGGCGCACAAAUUAAAAAUUCUCUGUCUAAUAACUUCAAAACGAUAUGCAGACUUAACAUUCCAAACUGAAUUGAAAAUUAAACGUUGAAGAACUUCAUCUAUAUAUCUAUAUAGUAACUUCAAUUAUUUUAUAUAUGACUGUUCUAAAUUGUUUUGACCAGAUAAGUCAG
This is a messenger RNA of Teleopsis dalmanni, 608 nucleotides long. RefSeq lists its product as uncharacterized. Lineage: Eukaryota; Metazoa; Arthropoda; Insecta; Diptera; Diopsidae. The record is from RefSeq and is a predicted model, not a curated record. The transcript is spliced from 2 exons. Bases 26 to 313 code for a protein of 95 amino acids.